CUCCUGGAAUAAAGUUCAGCUUUAACUCCACACAGAAAAGUUCCAUCUCUUUGUUCUUCUGCUCUCAGCUCAUUGAAGGUUCAGGUUCUGUUUCCUGUGGUUCUGCUGAUUUCAGAUCUGAUGGAUUAAGCUUCAGUCUGCUGCUUAUUGCAACUCAUCUAACUGAUGAGCAGAUCUGAGUGCUGCUGUUUGUGUCGGCGUCCGCCUUCGUGGAGGAGCUCGAUGACUCCUUCAUGGAAAGAAAAGGAGCCGAAGACAUCUGGCUCAUCAAGUUCUACGCCCCCUGGUGUACAUUCUGUAAACAGCUGGAUCCUGUGUGGCACCAGAUUGGAUCAGAACUCAGGAGUCUCGGGUCUCCGGUCCAAGUCGGCAAAUCAGACGCCACCGCCAGCCCCGGUUUGGCCAAAGAGUUCCGGAUCAGAGGUUACCCCGCCAUACUCAUGUUAAAGAAAGAUGUGACAUAUAAUUAUUUAGGACCAAGAACUAAAGAUGGAAUCAUGGACUUUGCUGAUCGAGUCGCAGGGCCGCUGAUUCGAUCUCUGACCAGUCUGCAGCUCUUCCAGCAUGCAAUGAGCCGCCAUGAUGUCAUGUUCGUUUACGUCGGCGCCACGUCACAGCUGAAGACAAACUACACAUCAGCAGCAGAGACUCUGAUCAUUGGAACCUACUUCUUCUCUGCCACCAGAGACGUUCUACCCAAGGCGGUGUCUUUGGCGUCUCUGCCGGCUGUGGUGGUUUUUAAAGACGGGACUUACUUCACGUACAGCGAGGAACAUGACGGUGACCUGACGGUGUGGAUCAACACAGAACGGUUCCCAACCUUCAGUCAGAUCGACAGCUACACUCUGUACGCCAUGGGAGACUCAGGUAAACUGGUGCUGUUGGCGAUGUUGGAGCAGAAACACCUGUGGGACCAAAGCCUGAGGUGUAAGAGUCUGGUGGAGGGAGUGGCUGCAGAGCAUAGAGACACCUACCGCAGCAGCUUCUACUUUGGCUUCAUGGAGGACAGCAGCUACAUUAACGGUCUGGUGAUGGAUGACAUCAUUCUGCCGUCCUUCAUCAUCGUCAACCUGUCCAAUGAUGGCUACUUCCUGCCGCUGGGCGCCGUGGAGACGGAGCAACAACUGCUGGACUUCAUGGACGGAGUCCUGGACGGGAGCGUGGAGAUUCAGGGAGGAAACGGCGUCUCUCAGCGGAUCAGACGCUUUGUCUACGACACCAAAGUUACGCUGAUGCCGAUCUUCACUAAGGCUCCUCUGUUCGGUUGCUUCCUGUUGGGCGUCCCUCUGUCCGUCGGAGUCUUUCUGUGUUAUCUCUGCUGUAAGAGGCGGAGCUCUGUGGACGAUGAUGAUGACGAUGAUGACGUGGCACUGAUCGCUACGUUGUCACAGCGGCGCAAAAAGUCAGGCAACAAGAAGUCAGACUGAAGACGGAUCCGGACUUUGAUCCAGAGCCAGAGAUUUUUAAAGAUGUUUAUUGUUUUUUAUGUUGUUUGAUUCGACUGAAUUUACAAGAAAUCAUCAAAAAAUCAUUGAAUGUGUUUGUGACUCAGCAGCUCACCUGUCAGGUAACUGCUGCAGCCUGUAGCACCAGAAAUAAAGACGUGUAGAAACA
Molecule: messenger RNA, 1614 nt
Organism: Amphiprion ocellaris (clown anemonefish)
Lineage: Eukaryota; Metazoa; Chordata; Actinopteri; Pomacentridae
Product: protein disulfide-isomerase TMX3-like
Exons: 16
Coding region: 234-1427 (397 amino acids)
Biological process (GO): peptidyl-cysteine oxidation
Cellular component (GO): endoplasmic reticulum
Molecular function (GO): protein disulfide isomerase activity
Source: RefSeq, a predicted model, not a curated record